This is a messenger RNA of Osmia lignaria (orchard mason bee), 5615 nucleotides long. NCBI's taxonomy places the organism in Eukaryota, Metazoa, Arthropoda, Insecta, Hymenoptera, Megachilidae. The record is from RefSeq and is a predicted model, not a curated record.
GUAAUUUUUUAGAAUUUAUAGUAUCAUGAACCUCCUAUUUGCAAUAUGAUCGACAAAUACAUAUUUGUUAUGAUUAUACCAUGUUGCGUGCCAGACAAAUAGUCUGUAGUAUCAAUCAUACAAUUUACAUCGUACAAUUUAAUUAUCAAUAUCAGGCAUUUAGGGACCAUGUUCGGUUUGUGUUAAGCUAAUUAAAUAAUACCAUUUUGUAACGUGUUUCUUUAUUUCAAACUCAAAAAUUAAGUAGAAAUUAUAUUUCAGACCGUUUGAUGAAACAAAUGUACAGUUAGCUAGAAAAGAGUAAAAGGUGCAAGGAAUUAUUUAACACCUUGCUGCUUCUUUCGCAGAUUCAAUUCAAUGUAGCCGCAAACUAGUUCAAAGUAGCAACAUUAAAAUCUCCAUGCUAGACUGAAAGGAAAUUUUUCUCAUGAAAGUGCAGCUGCAUGGACAAUGCAUUUCACUGAAAAUGCUGUUGCUAAAAUAGUAGAAAGCAUUUUUGAAUCAUCGCGUUCCAUGACAGAGGAAUGUGCAGCCCAUUAGAUUCUUUUUUCGUUUCCCUCGAUCGCUUUGUUUCCACAUGCAUUUGGACGAUUGCUUUCCACGUAUACGCGCGAUAUACGUAGUCGCGUAUUGUGCAACUGUAACGGUAAAGCGAUCCGUCAUUCAUUCUUACGGAAUAAUUAAAAAAGCAUAUUGUUGUAAGCAAUACGCGUAUGCGCACAGGUCGACGAAGAGUCCAGAAAGCAACGUAACAAAUUUUCUUUCGAUACAAUGUACACCGGUGAAAGGUGUCUAAUUUUCGCGAUAUAAUUAUUAAAACAGUACACGUUCUUUCACACGUUAAUUCAGCAUAGAAAUGAUGACCGUAUAACAUUUCAUCCUAUCUAGUUAUUUUUCUAUUACUCGUUGGAGUUUUUGAAAAUUAUUCAAAAUUUUUUUAAUGCACUGUAUUACCGACCAAUUACCGACCGGCGGUAAUCAAUACCAAUUUAUUUUUAUUUGAUUUAAAAAAAAUUAAUCAUCAAAAUGUCACGCUUGAUAAAGGGAUAUGUUUAAAAAAAAAAAUUUACAAUUUUAUUAUAUAUUUAUGUGUAAUUAUGAAAAAAGGUAGAAUUGUAUUUUGAAAUUACAUAAAUGUACCCAGAGUAACAUGUUACGUAGGCGCGUCUAAAAGGGACGAAUUCGAUGUUAUUUAUAGUGAAGAGUAUGUCAUAAAUGAAAGACAUGUUUUUCUUCUUAAAUUAAUUAGCGUUUCAAUCGUGUAAUGAAACGUAACAAGUGGGGGGAACUCUUUACAUACUCUUUGCGAAUAAACAAAUAUUUACUGUUUAACCAGCAAUCGAAAUUUUUCUGUUUGCCUUCAUAGAAGUGCUUUAUUUACUCCUAGAACUUUUUUAUUCGAUAUAGAUAAAAUUGUACGCGGAAGGAUCUACAAUGAAUACUGUUUUCAUUCGUUCAUCUCGUUCCCAUACGAUUCGAGACAAUUAUCAAACGAAUAUACUGUUUAUUAUUGAUUUGUUCACCUCUAUCAGCAUAUCUGAUAAGGUGACUAUAUAAUUCUUAUACUCGUUUUAUUUUGCAUUAUUAUUUUUUUUGUAUUAUAUUUUUUCCCGAAUUUCUUUUUUUUUUUUUACUGUAUUAUUCUGCUUUGCAUUAAUCUGCAUCAACGUGUUAACAAUUUUAGUUGAACAAUUGACUGCAUUAUACAGGGUGUCCCGUAACUAGUGGUACAAGCGAGUAGGGGGUGAUUCUACGUGAAAAAUUGAAUCGAAAAUGUAGAAUAACAUUUUUUCAUAUGACGCUUUAUUUUCGAAAAAAAUAAGUUUGAAAAUUUAUCGAGUACACGUGUACUUGAUUUAGCUUCAGUUCGCCGGAUUUUACUAUCUUACUGUUCCGAGUCAUAAAUUAGACGAAUUCUGGAAAUCUGUCCAUCGAUCCAUUGACAACGUUUACGAACAAGAAUGGAGGUGAUCUACAAUGAAAUCCGUCGAGGUGAAGCUGGUUCAAGUGCACGCGUACUCGACAAAUUUUCAAACUUAUUUUUUUCGAAAAUAAAGCGUCAUGUGAAAAAAUUUUAUUCUACAUUUUCGAUUCAAUUUUUCACCCCCUACUCGUUUGUACCACCAGUUAUGGGACACCCUGUGUAUCCAUUCAUAAAAAGGGCCAUGCCCGUACAUACCAAUAAAUAAAUAAAUCAUACCGAAUCAAUGAUUUCAAAUAAUUCUCUGUAAAAAUUUCAUCGCUUCUUCCGUAUCGAAUCAAGUCGCUGUUUUUUCUUCUUUUUUCUUUAUUUACUCGUUACGAAAGAGAGAGGUCGAUGCGCAUGUGGAGCAUCCUAGCCUGCGCGGGCUCCAUCGACCCUCAAACCAUUCCGUACUUUCCAGUACGCGUUUGGCGAUCCUACUGUGCCAGUUAAUCGAAAAAGGGAACGAUAAAAUCAACAUCGAUUGGCCAAUUAACCGGUGGCCCUUGCCGGACGAGACUGUUCGCGAUCGAUCGCAGAGAAAUGAAAAGAUGAAAAAACCCAGCGAAUCCCAUGUUCGAAGAAAGUAUUUCCGCCUGAGCAUCGAGCCUAGAACUGUUCUGCGAAUGAUCGUUGAAAAAUUGCGCUCCGUGACGAGUGUUUCGCGGAAAAAUCGAAAGUGAUUACCGUGACUAGGUGUUUAGAAAAAAGAAAUAAAAAAUAAAAAUCGAACUACGUUCUCGAUCGUUCGCGACAGAAAAAGGAAAGGGUUUCUCGAUGGUUCUUCGUGGUUUGCUGGCACCAGCGGCGGCGCGAUGGACACGAAAUAAAACAUUGAAAAGGGGUCAAGAGAAGCAGCAGGCAGCCGGUCAAUUAGGAUUAUCACGUUAUGGACCGCAGGUGAUGAGCGUGUUGUGUUUAUGCACCACGGUACAUCAGACCGGUCAGAGCAACAGGCAGGCUAGCAAGACACUUCCGAGCUCUCCGCCGCCGAUUCAAUCCGAGGAAGAGAGGAUAAACUCGUCGCAGGAAAUACCCACCGACGAGCUGGCUCUAUUAGCUAAGCUGGAGGAAGCCAAUAGGCUUAUCGAAUCGGAUGCAAAGUCGUUGAACUCGCUUCAUAGCAAUCACAGUAGGAAAGGUUCUGACACAUCUCAGGUGUCGGUGGCGUCGGGGGGCAGCGGUGGAAACGGUGAUGCUGCACCCCGACGCCACAACUCAGCCGAUGGCGAGGAGAAUACCUGGACCCUAUGGGGUCAUAUCGUCGCUGAUUGGGAUUAUCAUUGGAAGAAGAGGAAAGAAUUUGUCAAAGAAUUAGUACGUCAAGGAAUACCUCAUCAUUUCAGAGGUAUUGUUUGGCAACUAUUAAGCGGUGCUCACGACUCUCCUGUGAAAAAGCAGUUCGCUGAGUAUAUCAAAGCCACGUCCGCCUGCGAAAGGAUAAUCAGGAGGGAUAUAGCCAGAACGUAUCCUGAGCAUGAUUUCUUUAAGGAGAAAGACGGACUUGGUCAGGAGAGUUUGUUUAACGUUAUGAAAGCGUAUAGCCUUCACGAUCGUGAAGUGGGAUACUGUCAAGGUUCGGGAUUUAUUGUAGGAUUACUCCUUAUGCAGCAAAUGCCAGAGGAAGAAGCUUUCGCUGUACUGGUAGCGCUUAUGCAAGAGUAUCGUUUGCGAGACAUGUUCAAGCCGAGUAUGGCUGAAUUAGGGGUGUGCAUGUAUCAGCUAGAACAUUUAGUUGCUGACACGCAUCCCGAGUUACACGCUCAUUUCACGGCUCAAGGUUUUCACACGUCAAUGUACGCAUCGUCUUGGUUUCUUACGCUUUUUACCACGGCCCUCAGUCUACCGUUGGCCUGUCGCAUUUUUGACGUCUUUCUGUCCGAAGGCAUGGAAAUUAUUUUCAAAGUUGCGCUGGCCAUGUUGCAUUUAGGCAAGGAAGAUUUGUUAAGCUUGGACAUGGAGGGCAUGUUGAAGUUCUUCCAGAAACAACUACCUGGAAGAGCCGAAAAAGACCCCGAUGGCCUCAUGAAUCUUGCUUAUGGUAUGAAAAUAAAUCCGAAGAGAAUGAAGAAGUUGGAGAAAGAUUAUACCGUGUUGAAAAUGAAAGAGCAAGAGGAAAUGGUCGAGCUUCGUAGGCUCAGGGCAGAGAAUAGGUUACUUAGGCAAAGAACUGAACUUCUUGAAGCUGAAUCCGCGGAACUGGCGGACAGAUUGGUCAGGGGUCAAGUGUCGCGCGCCGAGGAGGAGGAAACUGCCUUUGUUGUACAAAGGGAAUUAGCGGCUCUUCGACAUACGCAUCUUGAGACGAGUCAUCAGCUCGAGCAGGCUCACGAGGAGCUGAGAUCGUUGUCGCUUCUGUUAGAGGAAAACGUGACGUCGAAGCAGUCGUCCUUAGAAGAGAUUCUAUCGAAGCAGGAAGCGUUGUCGCAGAAAGAGGAAAUGAUUCAGUGUUUGCAAGAGGAAUUAGUAAGGGUACGUUUGCACGAGGCGGAGAACGAUGCCACGAUAAGGGAGCUCAGAGCGAGAAUACAAGAAUUGGAGCAAGAUAAAAAGACAUUAAGAGAAUCGACACCGGAUAAUUCUGUUGCUCAUUUGCAAGAAGAAUUGAUUGCUGUGAAACUUAGAGAAGCCGAGGCUAAUCUUUCCUUGAAGGAUCUUCGGCAACGAGUAGUGGAAUUAAGUUCUGCCUGGCAAAGGCAUCUGCAAGAGCACCGUUCGGCUCAGAAUCAACCAGCGAGCGAUUCCACACCGAAGAAGCUAUUGUUUUGGGAGAACAGGGGUCACGAGGUUCAGAAGUUUGAAGAGGACUUAAUGACGACCCGGAUUCGAGAGAUGGAAGCUUUGACGGAGGUGAAGGAGCUUAGACUGAAAGUUAUGGAGCUUGAAACUCAAGUGCAGGUCGCCACGAAUCAGCUCCGUCGACAGGACGAAGGGGGAAAAUUGAUUAAAGAAGAAUUGGAGUCUGCCUUAGCUAGGGAAAAGGAACUUACUGCCAAAUUAAGGGAGCAACAGCACAAGUAUUCUGAUCUCGAGUCGAAGAUGAAGGACGAAGCUAUGAUGGCUAGGAUACGCGAUGCAGAGCACGCGCAGCAAGUGGCUGAACUCACCCAGAAAAUAUCUCUUCUUGAAUUAAAAAACGAAGAGAUGCACGCGGAAGGUGAGCUUAGGAAUAAUUUAGAUGACAGUGAGAGAGUUAGGGAACUGCAGGAUAAAGUUGCUGAAUUAAAAGCUGAGGUCAUGAGAUUAGAAAGCUGGAAACAACAUUGGACAGGUGGACACGGUGGUCAAAAUGUGAGAAGCUUUAGUGUUGAAACUGAAAGCGAGUUGGACGAUCGGGAUCUCCGAAUUUGUUUACAGGAUCAUAUCAAUGCGACUACGCAGAAUUCACCAGAGGUAUCUGUCUUUUUCCUGCAUGGGCGAGCACGACAAAACCUACGGAAGGAUUAUAAUGUAUUGUAUUCUACAAGGAUUAACUGACCUGAAAGGAUCGUUAUUUUCCAUUUUUUUUAAUACUUUUUAUUCUUUCGAUUAUUCGUUUGCGCCUCGGAACAAGGGGACUUGGCCACCUCCUUACGGCUAUUGAUAGCUCCCAAGCGAAACGGUACCCCACGGGAAAGGUAUAAUCCCGCAUAUAAACUUAACAAUCUCCGAA